This is a messenger RNA of Notechis scutatus (mainland tiger snake), 2345 nucleotides long. The record is from RefSeq and is a predicted model, not a curated record. NCBI's taxonomy places the organism in Eukaryota, Metazoa, Chordata, Lepidosauria, Squamata, Elapidae.
CUAUGUGAAAAUUCCAAGAUGGCGCGUUCCGUCAUGAGCUGACUCCGUUGGCGGCGCGCGCACCGUAGCGGUAGCGCCCGGGGGCUGUUUCUGGUCCUCUUCCUCGUCGACGGCAACUUCCUCGGGGCUGGGGGUGGGGCUGGGGGUGUCGUUCAUUCCUUUACGCUUUGUUUUCUUCUUCUGGUUUUCAAAAACCCAGGUAUACAUUUUGAAAACAACUGGAACAAUCUACUACUAUUCUGGAUUGUAUUGCUUUACAGAAUAAAAUGUUUUUCUGACUGAGAGUUUAUCUAAUGACCAUGAAUCUGCUUCCUGGAUAUAAUUUCUAUGUUCUGGAAUACUGAAGCUCUUCAAUAUUAUUGUCUAUGUGGAAGCCAGCCUUUGUCAUACUUAAUUAAAGAGAUUAGAUUCUGCUAGCAAUGAGUUCUCAAAACCAUUCAGGUGAACUUUCUAGCAGAGAUCAGCCUGUAGAAUUGCUAAACACAUCCAGAGUAAAUCAUACUACAAGUUCUGUUGAUGUGUCUCCAACAGUACCUUUGCAAGUUUCACCUAUGGAUUUUCACGUGGAUCAUCAAUUCUCCAUAUCAGUGGCUGAACCUACAUUACGUGAACAGCAGCUCCAACAGGAAUUGUUAGCCCUCAAACAAAAACAACAAAUCCAGAGACAGAUCCUCAUAGCAGAAUUCCAGAGACAGCAUGAACAACUUUCUCGUCAACAUGAAGUUCAACUACAUGAACACAUAAAGCAGCAACAGGAGAUUUUAGCAAUGAAACAUCAGCAGGAGCUAUUGGAACACCAGAGAAAAUUAGAACAGCACCGGCAGGAGCAAGAAUUGGAAAAACAAUACAGGGAACAGAAACUCCAGCAGCUUAAAAACAAAGAGAAAGGAAAAGAAAGCGCAGUAGCAAGUACAGAAGUAAAAAUGAAAUUGCAAGAGUUUGUUUUAAAUAAAAAAAAGGCUUUGGCUCAGCGAAAUCUCAACCACUGCAUUUCCAAUGAUCCUCGUUUCUGGUAUGGGAAAACACAACAUAGUUCUCUUGAUCAGAGCUCUCCACCACAGAGUGGAAUGUCAGGCGCUUACAAUCAUCCUGUAUUAGGAAUGUAUGAUUCCAAAGAUGAUUUUCCACUCAGAAAAACAGCAUCUGAACCCAAUCUCAAAUUGCGAUCUAGAUUAAAGCAGAAGGUUGCUGAAAGGCGCAGCAGUCCUUUGUUAAGACGAAAAGAUAGUCCUGUAGCUACAGCUCUUAAAAAACGCCCAUUAGAUGUCACAGAAUCUGCAUGCAAUAGUGCUCCUGGAUCUGGCCCUAGUUCUCCAAACAAUAGUUCCAGUAAUAUAAGCACUGAAAAUGGAGUUGGAUCAGUUAUAAAUAUACAAACAGAGACUACCUUGGCUCAUAGACUGGUUAAUCAUGAAGGUUCAAUAACACAGCUUCCAUUGUAUACAUCUCCCUCAUUGCCUAAUAUAACCUUAGGACUACCUGCAGCAGCCCCAUGUACUAGUGGAUCAGGACAGCAAGAUUCUGAAAGACUUACUAUUCCAUCAUUACAACAACGAAUCUCCAUAUUUCCUGGCGCCCAUAUCACUCCUUAUUUGAACAGUACAGCAGUGGAUAGAGAAGGGGGAUCAACACACAGCCCUCUUCUUCAACACAUGGUUUUGCUGGAACAGUCAACUGCACAAAAUCCAUUGGUCUCAGGACUAGGGGCACUCCCUCUCCAUGCACAAUCUCUUGUGGGUGCUGAUAGACUAUCUCCCUCAAUACACAAACUGCGGCAGCACCGUCCUCUGGGACGCACUCAGUCUGCUCCCCUUCCCCAGAAUGCACAGGCCCUCCAGCAAUUGGUGAUCCAACAACAACAUCAUCAGUUCUUGGAAAAACACAAACAACAAUUUCAACAGCAGCAGUUGCAUAUUAACAAGUGUGCCACGCCAGGUCAUUUACCUUGUGAAGAUCUGUCUUCUCUCCAGCAUCUCUGUUUCUUUGCCUAUGAGCAACAAGCAGCGAGAACAGAGAGAGAGCAAAAUGAGUGUGUCCUGCUCAGUUUCUCUGAUCACCAAGCCUUCCUGCCACUUCUGGAGCAGCAGGCAGCCUCAAGACUGGAACCUUCUGGGUGUCCUGAUCCCAUGGGAUAUCAAGCACCCAUUCUUUGCAAAAGAGGAUGGGUGCCUGAACUCGUAUCUGUGUUUACCAUGGGGACCGUGCAUGGAAUGUCCAUGUACAAAAGCGAACGGGAAGAAAUGGAAAACUGGGAAGAAGCCACUUCAAGGCCCAGGAGCAGUGGAGACUAUCCUGGGCUGGAAGAAGAGGCAGAAGCUUUGGAGUACCAGCAAAAUCCCAGAUGA